Messenger RNA from Oppiella nova, 601 nucleotides. NCBI's taxonomy places the organism in Eukaryota, Metazoa, Arthropoda, Arachnida, Sarcoptiformes, Oppiidae. The record is from the annotation of a GenBank genome assembly.
CUUGUUUUGGUCGUCACUAAGCUAUCGAUGUCUGCAAUCAUACCAUUUGUUUACCAUUUGAUGUCUUAAAAACCAAAAACUAAUCACUCAUUUGACAUGAAUAUCAGUGAUAUUUGAGACAAUUAGUGGUGAAUGUCUUGAGUGGUGGUAAAUGUGAUAAUAUUAGCGGUCUACAGUUGACCACAGAGUGACUGAUCAGCCAUUGAUUGUCUGAAUGAAUAAAUUACCGAAACUGAUGCUCAAGAGCGGGACCGGUUGUCGCGAUCAGAGCCAACAACAGGCCCACCACACGGACCAAUCACAGCACCCGCUGCUGUCCCCACACAACAACCCAAACCUCAAUCACCCCUUGAGUCCCAACGGGAGCUAUGGGUCAGUGAAAGGCGUUUCCAUAGCACAGCCCUAUUCGCCGCCGCCGUCGCCGACACACACGUCCACCACUGCGACGACCGCCGCCUCACCGAUGCCUCUGCUGUCGGGUCCCGACCAGACGGCAGACCCUAAUUGGCAGGCAUUCAAGAGUGGAGUGCGUGAGAGGAACGCCUCCAUGUUUAACAACCCACUCAUGAGUGACGUGCUCUUCAUCGUCGGUCAGAAGGGC